Molecule: messenger RNA, 255 nt
Organism: Dovyalis caffra
Lineage: Eukaryota; Viridiplantae; Streptophyta; Magnoliopsida; Malpighiales; Salicaceae
Source: the annotation of a GenBank genome assembly
AUGAUCCUACUUGUUACAAACCCAAGUCUCAUUAAUUGUAGAGCCCUUCCAUCUGGAACAAAGAACAAAAGCAAUGAUCACCAUGAAGCUAAUGAUAUUUAUGAUCAUGGAUUUGGUUCUGUGUCGACCAAUAUGAAGGCUUCGGUUUAUCCAGAGUCUGUUAAGGAUGCUGGUGGUGGGCAGGUUUCAGGAACAGACCAGCAGGUGUAUAAGUUGGCUUCUUCUGGACCUAGCGGGAAAGGCUCCGGGCACUAA